Molecule: messenger RNA, 2470 nt
Organism: Electrophorus electricus (electric eel)
Lineage: Eukaryota; Metazoa; Chordata; Actinopteri; Gymnotiformes; Gymnotidae
Gene: foxd7
Product: forkhead box D7
Biological process (GO): anatomical structure morphogenesis; regulation of transcription by RNA polymerase II; cell differentiation
Molecular function (GO): DNA-binding transcription factor activity, RNA polymerase II-specific; RNA polymerase II cis-regulatory region sequence-specific DNA binding
Source: RefSeq, a predicted model, not a curated record
AAAUACUUCAUAAUGACAUCACAGUCAUCUGAUCCAGCCUGGGCGCAGCGCAGAGGAAAUCCAGUUGGUUUGGAGAGGGUGCUGGACAUUGCUGUGAAUGUAUCCCGUGCCAUCGCCAGUUGUUUUUGCCCCUGGGUCAAAUAUUGUGAAAUGUUUUGACGUGAACUGGAGAAACAGUGACGCGAAUUAGAGGGGUUUUUUUUGUUUGUUUAUCUGGUUUAUUGGCUGCUGUUCAAUGUAAUUCUUUAGUGAUCCGAAGAAGCAUAUGAGCAUAGGCUGUACUUCACGGCGCGAUCUGCUGAAGUGAAGAGCAGAGACUCGAGCGCGAAAAUCCUCUCGUCUCCCACCUGUUGAGACGGGGGAACGUGGUGCCGUUUGUGGAUUACUAUGACAUUGGAUACAGAUUUAAUGGACGACUUCGUUAUUGACGUAGUAGGAGAAUGUAGUAAAGAUUCGGGAGAAGAGAACCUCUCUAACUUAUCUCUCGUGGACGCGAAAGUGUCCGACCGAGGAUUGAACUCUGAUAGUCGUUUUGAUGAUAAGGGAAAAGAUGCCCUGGCAGCCAGGAGCCCUCCAGCGCCGAACCAAAGUACCUCGGUGAAGCCACCAUACUCUUACAUUGCUUUGAUAACGAUGGCCAUUCUUCAGAGCCCAAAGAAGCGACUCACCCUCAGCGAGAUAUGCGAUUUCAUCAGCCACCGGUUCGUGUACUACAGAGAGAAAUUUCCAGCUUGGCAGAACUCUAUCAGGCAUAAUCUGUCGCUAAAUGACUGCUUCGUCAAAAUGCCCCGCGAGCCUGGCAACCCAGGCAAAGGAAACUACUGGACCCUGGAUCCGAACUCGGCGGAUAUGUUCGAAAACGGAAGCUUUCUACGAAGAAGGAAACGCUUCAAACGACAACAUUUCAAAUUCAGCAUGCUCAGAGAGCAGUCAAUAGAACCAAGCGGCUUUCUAAAUCUAUCCUACAGUACGUACGGGCUAGGUGCAUCCUGUGUGCAAUUACCAAGUCUGGAUAUUUAUCCAUUUAGCUGCCAUCAUCACAACCCCACGUCUUGCGCACCGAGCGUCCCGCCUGUAGGCAGCAUUCUUCCGGCACUGUCAUCUGUUUUUUCAAGGAAUUCUUUCCCUACGAAGACUUUACCUACGUCGCAGCCUUUGACAGCGGAGUCAUUAACCGCUGGGCGAAGCAAUGGUUUGACCGCUCCACUCAACCCAUGCUCUCCAUAUGCGUCACCUGCUGUCUUUCACCCUGUAGCAUUUCCUCAGUUUCUCAGCCUUCAGUAUGAAUACCAGAAAUUGCAAACAUUGAGAGGUAACCCGGACAUGUCUAAUAAACAUGUAUACUUGGGCAAUGUCAUUAAUUAGUAGCGGUUCAAGAAAGACUUCUUACUCUUCUCAGGAAAUACGUUUGUGGAACGUUUCAGAGUGCAGGUAUAAUAGGAGAUCUCUAGUGACACAGUGGACGCUGAACUUCAUUUUUGAGAGAGAGAGAGAGAGAGAGAGAGAGAGAGAGAGAGAGAGAGAGAGAGAGAUUCUCGACUAAAGACUGAUUUAUGGGCUAGUUAAUGCUUAAAAUAAUUUCUUAUCUUGUAUUUCAUAGCCUAUAACUGAAGUGCUUUGAAUGAAUUAAAAAAUAUUUAAAUUACGAAUUUCCCCUUUAUUGUUUAAAAGGAAAUAAAACGAAUUUGGUAAAAUACACCAUUUGUCUUAGGUUAAAUAGAUCUGACAACUUUUUUUAAAUAGCAAAUUCUCGUUUAACGUAAUACGUUAAAGACGAUUAAGUGCUAUUGUUGUAUUAUGUUAAAAUGUCAGCAAAUUUUAGAAAUGUGUCAUUCCAGUCAACAAUUUAAUUAUUCCACGCCAUCUAAAUAUGUUUCUCAACGUUAUAUUAUUGCGAUUAGUCUCAUUUUUAUUUAGAUAUCCUAAAUAACGCUGGAUUCUGAUUGUAAUAUAUUCCAAAUGCGAUUAAUCUCAUUUGUCAUAACAGCCCUAUGUUAAAUGUGUAACAAUUGUUUUAUAUCUAUAGUUUAGAGUGUAACGUAAUCUUCAAUAAAACAAAUUUAAUUUGAGAAACUGAAAUGUUUAAAUUUCAAUAUGAGAGCACCUCUAGAGUAAAUAGUGUAAUCAGUCUCUCAUCCCGUCGGAAGAGGCCGAGGAAGUACAAGCAAUAAGCUUUUAAACAGUGCAGUGCACUAAAGGUUCAAACCCCUGUUCUUCUUUAGAAACCCAGCGGGAUCUAUGUCAUAAAAUGCAAAUGAUUUCUAUUCGUGCUGUAACUAGCUAUUAAAUGCUACAUAUACCGUGCGGGCCUGUGAUUCUGUCUCUCAAUAUGUUUCACCACAUGUGCUGAAAUUAUAUGUCAAUUUGAAUGAAAGAUUUUGCCAGGCUAAAAUUCAAUGAUAACACUUUGUAAUCUUGUAGGUCGUGUGAAAGUGUAUUUGUUUUAAUGUGAUCAUAAAUGCAUUUUAUG